AUGUCUGAGGAGGACGUGUCGGAGACGGCGUACGAGGCUGUGGUGGUGCGGACGGGAACAUCGCCGGUGGACGAUAUCCAGGUGGAGUGGUUGCCGGAGCAGCCUUUGCCGGAACCGCAUACGCCGAUGCCGACGGUGCCGGUGGUGGAGCGUGUGGCCAAUGACGACGACUUGGCGGUGGCGGCUGCGAACGUGCGGAAGGCGUGGCUGUUGUUGGAUGCGCACGCUGUGCCGUCCCUGGUGCAGGACGAGGGGCCUACGGAGGUGGGACUGCCGAUGCGGAUUGCAAUGCUUGCAAGUGUGUUGUCGGACAUCAUCAACGAAAUGGACGCGCUGCAACACGUGGAGUUGCACUACAUCAAGGGCCAGAAUCUCGUUACCACUACCACGACGACCGCCACGCCUGCACUAAUGGAUGGACUCGGUGCACUUUCCCCUUCUAGUAGCGCACUGGCGCCAGGUGGGAUGGGAGGCGGUUCACUUCCCGGCGGUGCCUUCGGCUUCGGCCGGAACCUGCCGUUGUUCCCCUACGGGGGCCUGUAUGGUCCCCGCACCUUGACGAGACCGCCCGUUCUUACUUCGCCCUUCUCCUCGCUCUGGCCCAACGGCUCCGUCCCCAGACUCGGUGUAUCCAGCAUGCACCCGGCUCCCAUCAACCCGCACAUGUCGUUGCUCAAUUACCCGCUCUUCGGCCGACAGUUAUUCGGCGAGUCGCCCAGCCGGAACCGCGGCGAGAGGUCUGGUCAGGGAGUGGCCAGUCAGAAGACCGGAGAUGGGUCCCUGACCGGAGAUGGGUCCCUGACCACUCGUGAAGGAGCCGUGCAGGAAGACGUGAAGUUUGGCAACAGCCUGCACUCAGAGCUGCCGAGAGAUGAGAAGAGACGGAUCUGGGACAACUUCCUAUAUGAGAGCCGGAGAUCGGGGCAGUCAGUCGAAGCACAGAACAACCUGCUCCGUAGUCUACAGGAACCUAGAGGCCUUCGGGGCAAACAGGAUGGACAUAGAAACGAGGAGCAGGACCGCAAGGAACAGAAGGGGGCCGAAGGGUGGAACGAACAAGGAGUUCAUCACAAUGACAUUCCUGCGAGACCGCGAAGGUUGACCGAGGUAGCUUUGACCCACGAUGGCUACCAGGCUCUGAGCAUCAACCCCAAUGUUCGGCAGCUGGGGGAGGAGCUGAGUGACUUACUGUCGAGCUUACCGCCCACGAGGGAGUUCUUGAAGGUGUCAGAUGUGGAUGUGGGAAAGAUACGGACGAUUGGUGAGAAGAUACAGUACGCCGCAACGAUUGUGCGAAGACAACUGGCACACGGAGACUUCAACGUGCCUUUGAUCGAAGCAGCACGGCUGUAUCUAGCAACUCUCGAACAUGAAAGCCAGUCGAAGCUGAUGGAGUCGCUUAAUCGAGCCACGACCAGAGAUGACGCUGAGUUCAUCCAGUUCAAAGACCAAUAUCAAAUUGACGCAGAACUUGAAGUAGGACUUCUGCUACUUAGUCGUCUGCAAAGUGUUUUAGCCAAGUAA
This is a messenger RNA of Gregarina niphandrodes, 1524 nucleotides long. RefSeq lists its product as hypothetical. Bases 1 to 1524 code for a protein of 507 amino acids. The record is from RefSeq and is a predicted model, not a curated record. NCBI's taxonomy places the organism in Eukaryota, Apicomplexa, Conoidasida, Eugregarinorida, Gregarinidae. The transcript has a single exon.